AUGAACGCAUUUAACAGUGGUAGUUCUUCGCCAAUCCACACUGCCCCUACUCAAAUCUCUAUUAUGGAUGUCUUCUUCCCUGGCUUCACCGGCAUCACUGCAUCUAUGCAACAGCUCCUGACUGGCAACCUGAACAGCUAUGCUCACCUGAUGUGCAUGUGCGGGAUGUUCCUCUUUCUGGGUAGAUAUGCAUACCGCUACCUGACAGAAUUGGUGGAGGCCUAUUUCAAGUACAAGAAGAAACCAUUGCGUUUUUCACCUUGGAAUGGAUCAUUCUUCUUCGUGUACAAGAACCAUCUGCUCCGGUUCCAGUGCGUGGCAAAAGAGACCAAGGAAGAGAUCUCCAUUUCCUGCAUCGGCGGAUCUUCGCAAAUCCUGAGAGCACUUCUUAGUGAUUGCCGAGCCGAGUAUCUAAAACUUAUUCAGAGAAAGACUACAGUCUUUGAGCAUCAUGAUGGUGAAUGGAGGAAGGCGAAGGCAAGAGACAUCAGACCAAUUUCAACAGUCAUCAUGGAUGAGGACGAGAAAAUGGCCGUGUUGAAAGAUAUCGAGGAUUUCCUGGACGAGCGGGCUCGGGGCUGGUAUGCAAGGCGUGGGAUACCCUAUCGAAGAGGGUUCCUGCUGUAUGGGCCUCCUGGAACCGGGAAGUCCAGUUUCAGCUUAUCUGUCGCCGGGCGUUUUGAGCUAGAUAUCUAUGUACUCAAUCUUUCAAGCAUCGAUGACAACCGCCUGAGCAGCUUGUUUGCCCAGCUUCCCCCGCAUUGUGUCAUUCUCUUAGAAGAUAUCGAUGCUGCUAGUACAGCAGAAACGGAAGACAGUGAAACGACGGAAAACACUGACCAGGCCGCGGUAGGCCCUUCACAGAAGAGCAAGUCUCAGGGAAAUGUAUCUCUGUCCGCGCUUCUUAAUGCCCUGGAUGGCGUGUCUUCGCAGGAAGGUCGAUUGCUGAUUAUGACAACAAAUCACAUUGAGCGUUUGGAUGACGCACUCAUCCGCCCUGGCCGCGUGGAUCGAAAAGUUUUAUUGCAGCUCGCUGAUAAGAAAACUGCAGUUCUUGUCUUUCUGUGGACUGGGACGUAUCCUGAAAGGAUUUCACGUGAUCGGGGGUCACAUGAUGACGCUCAUCCUUCGCUCCCCGUCUGUCUCGAAGGAGGACCAUUAACCCAGUUCUCCUCCCAGCUUCCCAGCUUUGCUUCUAUCGCUCCAUCCUCCCUUUCUCCUCACCAAGGUCUUCCCAGCUUCGUAAAUCACCUGACAUUACACUUCCAUCUCGCACGUGAUCGUAUGCCGCGAAAAUACAAGUGGGGUGGAACUAUGGUGCAUCAGCCAAUCAUUGGCGACAGUUAG
Molecule: messenger RNA, 1347 nt
Organism: Histoplasma mississippiense
Lineage: Eukaryota; Fungi; Ascomycota; Eurotiomycetes; Onygenales; Ajellomycetaceae
Exons: 5
Coding region: 1-1347 (448 amino acids)
Biological process (GO): mitochondrial respiratory chain complex III assembly; protein insertion into mitochondrial inner membrane from matrix
Cellular component (GO): mitochondrial inner membrane
Molecular function (GO): ATP hydrolysis activity; ATP binding
Source: RefSeq, a predicted model, not a curated record